GAAAGUCUCUCGAAGAAUUAAAUAAAGUCUCUUCAUCGAAGAAACGGAUUUGCUUUUGGUUCCUCUCUCUCAAUGGCUACUAUUCGUAGAGAUCUGUUCUUCAUCAUCAUCGUCAUCAUCGCCACUCUCUUCCUCGACACCUCCUCCUCCCUCCCGGAUCCUUCCUUCUACGAUUACCUCCGCGAGAGCGGCCUCCCCGCGGGGAUAGUCCCCAAGGGAGUCACCAACUUCUCGAUCGACGUCAAAACGGGCCGUUUCACCGUCGCCCUCCCCGUCCCCUGCGACGCGAAGUUCGAGAACCAGUUCCACUUCGACUACAACAUCUCCGGCGUCCUCUCCGACGGCCGGAUCGGGAACCUGUCCGGCGUCACGCAGAAGGAGCUCUUCCUUUGGUUCGCCGUCAAGGGGAUACACGUGGAUCCCGUCAGCUCGGGGCUCAUCCACUUCGACGUCGGCGUCGCUGAUAAGCAGCUCUCUCUGUCGCUGUUCGAGUCGCCUCGCGAUUGCACCGCCGCGGAGUUCGAGCGCCGCUCCGUCGUUGAUCGUCUCUCUGAACCUCGUGGUGAUGAUGAUCUGAAGAAGCAAUCUUCUGGAGAUAUACAGUCGAUCUUUGGACCACCGAGGAAUCGCUGGACAGUAUCAUCUUAGUUUUUUUCUUUUUUGGAAAGAGCUGCAAGUUCCACUGAAUACUGAUGAGUGAUGAUGAUGUCUCUGGUAUGGUGUGCCUUGUAAAGAGUUUGGGUUUUAAGUUCUUUUUUUUGUGUGUGUGGUAUACUAUAUCAGUUAGUAUCAGCAGCACUACUAGUAUAAAGCUUCAUGACUGCGUAGAGAAACUUAGGAGGUAUGAGUACUUUUUUGGUUUGUAAUAGAUUAGGGGUUUAAGACAUAUAUAUAUACAUAUAUGCUGCGUGUGGAUUUUUUUCAGACACAUUGGUGUGUUCUGUUAUCACUCUUUAUGAUGCAUGAAUUGUUUUGUUUUGUUUA
Molecule: messenger RNA, 984 nt
Organism: Raphanus sativus (radish)
Lineage: Eukaryota; Viridiplantae; Streptophyta; Magnoliopsida; Brassicales; Brassicaceae
Exons: 2
Coding region: 73-648 (191 amino acids)
Source: RefSeq, a predicted model, not a curated record